AUGGAAGACAAAAACAUCGUCGACGGCUUCAAAUGCGCUUGGACGUCAUGGAAGAACGAUCGUGGCUUCCACCUCAAGCGCAGAGUGCUUGUAACUUUCGGCAAGAAUGUGCAAGGCCUGCGUGCAGCCGAUCCCUGGAUGGGCACCAAGAAGAAGAAGAAGAUGUGGAGAAAAUACCAACCGAUCACAUCCGCACGACAGCUUAACGUUGGUUCUUCUCCCACUCUCCCCUUCUCCCGCCCCCCCUUUAAUCUACAGCUCUCCCCUUCCCUCCCGCCAUCCCGUUCUCUCCCUCCCUCCAUUUAUCUUCAGCCCUCCCCUUCUCUCCCGCCCUCCAUGUCUCUCCUGCCCUCCCCCUCUCCCCUGCCCUCCCCUUCUCUCCCGCCCUUCCCUGCUCUACUGCCCUCCAGCCAACCCUCCAUUCGUUCUAUACCGCCCUCCACUUCGUCCAUACCCUUUGGACAGCCCCUAACCAUGUCGUGCAUGAUCUUCGUCCCCGCCUUGUCCUGCGUGCGCGCAGGAGGGAAUCAGCGGGGCUUGGCAAAGGUUAAGAAGACCGACUGGAACGUCUCGAACUCCCACUGGAAGAACACCGAGUGGAUGACGGGUUUGCACCGAAAUGUGCGGUGGAUUAUCAAGGACCACUUCACACGCCACACCCCCGUGUACAACACAGUCGUGCAGGGCUUCAAGUGGGGCGACCGUGGCCUGUAUGUUCACGAGUCAGGAUUUGAGGCGUUCAAGGGGACGGCGGCGCCUGACGAGGAGAAGGACUUGAAGGAGGAAGAGCGGGAGGUGUACGACGCGGAGGACUUGAAGACGGAUGACGAGGAGGAUGACGAGGAUCAGGAGGAGGAGGAGGACGAGGAGGAGGAGGAGGAGGAGGAGGAGUAG
Molecule: messenger RNA, 894 nt
Organism: Closterium sp. NIES-65
Lineage: Eukaryota; Viridiplantae; Streptophyta; Zygnematophyceae; Desmidiales; Closteriaceae
Source: the annotation of a GenBank genome assembly